Messenger RNA from Alternaria novae-zelandiae, 528 nucleotides. RefSeq lists its product as uncharacterized. The transcript has 2 exons. The record is from RefSeq and is a predicted model, not a curated record. Lineage: Eukaryota; Fungi; Ascomycota; Dothideomycetes; Pleosporales; Pleosporaceae. Gene Ontology annotation, molecular function: carbon-sulfur lyase activity. The coding region runs from base 1 to 528 and encodes 175 amino acids.
AUGGCCAUGUCCGUCAGCACAUCCGAUAAAUCCCUGCCUUACUUCCCGCUCGCAGGGCAGGCCAAAGACGGGUUUUCCAACAACGAAGAAGCGACUGCGACGUGUUUCUGCGGCGCGGUACAGCUCGCUUUUCCGGUCGAGGGCCCCGGUUUGGUAUCGACGUUUGUGUGUAAUUGUGCGGAUUGCAGGAAGAUUACUGCGAGUAUGUUUGCUAGUAAUUUUACGGUUAGGGAUUCACACCUGCGCCACCUCCGUGGUCGUGCGAACUUGUCGUCGUAUGGUCAGGCCUCGACGAUAGCUUCGGGUCAUACCAUGACGAACUACUUUUGCAAGACUUGCGGUACGCUCAUGUAUCGCGUUGGCGCUGCUUUCCCUGAUUGUUCCAUCUUGCGGCUUGGGACAGUGGAUGAUUUCAAUCUCGUCGAGACGAAGUUGAAGCCGACGCGCGAGCUGUUUGUCAAGGAUCGCGUGAGUUGGUUUGAAGGUGUCAAGGGGGAUGAGGUGAAAAGUUUUCAGGCUAUGUUGUGA